AUGAGUCAUGUGUCAGAAAUUUGGAUAGGAUCUUUGGUGUUUGGUCCUAUAUUCGCAAUUCUAUUUGGCACAUCAAGUAGCUCUUUAGUUUUGGGUUUUAUAAAAUAUCACGAAUGUCCACUUCAACCACUUCUUCCUCAAGGCCUUAUUGGCUUCGGACUCAUAGGCUCAAUAUGUAGUAUUGUUGCUCUUAUUUUGACAAUAGUCUCCUAUUUCAAAGUGGAUGACUCUGGCACUCAUUUAUGGUAUCUACUUUAUGCAAUUAUAAUGUUAGUUGUAUACGGUAUAUGCACAAUUACUUGGACAGCUAUUAUUAUCCUCAUACUUCGCACAAAAUACUCUUAUUAUCAAUCAAACAAUCGAAUGGAUCCUAAGUCAUUCUGCAACUCACAGAUUUAUCAUUUCACCUGUAUUUUCGCAGCUAUAGGCGCUACACUUGUAUUGAUCUCUGGUAUUUGGUUGAUCCUAUGUCUAUGCCGGAAAUUUCACAGAUUUCUCAGGAAAACAUUAUCAAUAGAAAAAAGCCAAUGA
This is a messenger RNA of Rotaria socialis, 531 nucleotides long. NCBI's taxonomy places the organism in Eukaryota, Metazoa, Rotifera, Eurotatoria, Philodinida, Philodinidae. The record is from the annotation of a GenBank genome assembly.